CUUCCUUUCCCUCGGGUCCCGGCGACCGAGGCCAAGCAGGCGGCUGUCCGGAUGUGGGGCUGCGGGGCCCGGGAUUUGCUUUGCUUGUGGGAGGUGCGACUAGCUGGGUUCCUGGGAAGGAGACUGCUGAGCAGCAAUGCUGCCUCGGGGAAGAGCAACGCGCGGCAGUGCUGGAACUGCGGCGGCAGCGCAGGGGGUGUGGAGAGUGGGGAUGGGUUCUUCUGCGAACACUGCCGCGCCUUGCAGCCUCCUGACCCGACUCGGGACUACUUCAGCCUCAUGAAUUGCCACCGAUCCUUCAGGGUUGACGUCAUGAAGCUUCAGCACAGGUACCAGCAACUACAACGUCUCGUCCACCCAGAUUUCUUCAGCCAAAAGUCUCAGACUGAGAAACUCUUCUCAGAGAAGCAUUCGACCCUGGUGAAUGAUGCCUACAAGACUCUUCAGGCUCCCCUGAGCAGGGGACUAUACCUUCUAAAGCUCCAGGGAAUAGAAAUCCCCGAAGGGACCGAUUAUGGAACAGACAGUAGGUUCCUUGUGGAAAUAAUGGAAAUCAAUGAGAAACUCGCGGAGGCUCAAAGUGAGGCUGCCAUGGAAGAGAUAGAGUCCACGGUCAGAGGUAAUAGGUGAGAUUCUCACAAAUACCCUUCAUUGUUCUUAGGAGCUCAUGACUAGGUUACAGGAGAAAUGGGUCAGAAAAACAUUGGUUGGCCCUCAUCGUCAUCCAGGAAGUUCUUUGUUUCCCUCAUCUAGUGAGGAAAAUGAGCCUCCGAUCACGCAGAGAUCUGUAGCCCAGCCAGCACUGAAAUCCUGACCUUCUGGUCCCAUCUGCUUUGUUUUUCAUUUCAUUCCGUAGUGUAUCAAUCAAGGCUCUCUAGAAAGCCAAUAGAGUAUAGGUGUGUGUAUUUCAUAAAAUUCGCCCAGAUGUGUAUGUGUGGAGGCUAACCCAGAAACUGCAGGCAAGACCUGGGACAGUGAGGUGUUUGUGUGCUUCCUGCACAACCGUGAAGACUCAGGUUCAGUCCCCACAUUCCCACAAGUGGUCUCUGACUUCACACAGAUGC
Messenger RNA from Onychomys torridus (southern grasshopper mouse), 1064 nucleotides. It is a transcript of the gene Hscb, whose product is annotated as HscB mitochondrial iron-sulfur cluster cochaperone. The record is from RefSeq and is a predicted model, not a curated record. Gene Ontology annotation, cellular component: mitochondrion. Gene Ontology annotation, biological process: [2Fe-2S] cluster assembly; protein complex oligomerization. The coding region runs from base 52 to 630 and encodes 192 amino acids. The transcript is spliced from 4 exons. Lineage: Eukaryota; Metazoa; Chordata; Mammalia; Rodentia; Cricetidae. Gene Ontology annotation, molecular function: protein-folding chaperone binding; ATPase activator activity.